AUGCUUGAUUCACACAUGAACCUAUUAUCUGCUACGACUUACAAAAAAAGCACUUCGAGGAUUGCGCCUGCAAGACCGCAUUACGUCGCCAGAGUCAAAAGGGAGCGUGCAAACUUGCCCAUCACCACAUUUGUCGAUCCCAACAAAGAAUCAUUCAGAGUUUGCGAAGACAAAGCUGCUCAACAACUGGAACGGAAACUUGCCAAGUCUCGCGCACGUAAAAGAGGGACCAAAGCUUACGAAAGUCCGAUCAUGGAAUUAAUGACCUGCAAAAAGUUCAGAGUCGCAAGACGUCAAUGUACCGUACAGUUUAAUCCCUUGACCCCGGGUUUCUAUUCCAAUUGGAUGUUACCAUCUUACCGACUAAAAUUUUGA
Puccinia triticina is the source of this 375-nucleotide messenger RNA. RefSeq lists its product as uncharacterized. The coding region runs from base 1 to 375 and encodes 124 amino acids. NCBI's taxonomy places the organism in Eukaryota, Fungi, Basidiomycota, Pucciniomycetes, Pucciniales, Pucciniaceae. The transcript has a single exon. The record is from RefSeq and is a predicted model, not a curated record.